Sinocyclocheilus grahami is the source of this 955-nucleotide messenger RNA. RefSeq names its product synapse differentiation-inducing gene protein 1-like. Lineage: Eukaryota; Metazoa; Chordata; Actinopteri; Cypriniformes; Cyprinidae. Bases 200 to 652 code for a protein of 150 amino acids. Gene Ontology annotation, cellular component: membrane. The record is from RefSeq and is a predicted model, not a curated record. The transcript is spliced from 3 exons.
AACAGCUAGACUGUGACUGGGCAGGAGAUGGCGGAAGGAAGUGAGGAGACAGGAAGUGAGAUGGGAUUUGAAGAAGAGGGCGGGAGAGAUAGGAAUGUUUGGAAUGUAAUGCGAUCAAGAAAACGGAAAAAAGGAGAAAGUAACAUCUAAUAUAGAUGAAACAGAUAGUGAACAACAAGAAGAAGAAUAUAAAGUGAUCAUGAAACUAUCUCAGGAGGGGUCGUCAUUUGCGGGACCCUCCGGAGUACUCAGAUGCUGGAUUCCUUCCCUCUCACAGCAAUCCCAGCAAUACGGAGCUCCAGUGGCAUCUGGCCUGUACACUCCAGGGUCAUAUCUGGUGCAGAAUGUGGUCACUGUGCAGCCUACGGCUGAAGUGUUCACUCCACUGGCCAAUCCACUGCCAGAAUACAUGGGCUACUCCAUCUUUACCAUGCUGUGCUGCUGUAUGCCUCUGGGAUCAGCUGCCCUUGUUUACUCCCUCACAACUGGAGAUGCUAACAUGUUUGGACACCAGCAAAUAGCCAGCAGAAACUCCAGAAUGGCAUGCAUAAUCAACCAUAUCAUUGUUGCUGUUGGCCUAAUCUUUUGUUUGAUUUAUAUAGUUUGCAUCAUUCUUCCUGUUGUCACAGUUACACGACAUUCACAGCUUUAGACCAUAAUUGUAAGCAAUCUCAUGCAGGACACCAGAAAGUUGAAGAUAGUAAGGGUUUUACAAAUAGAAACACCAUAUGUUUCAAAUACAAGCACAUUUGUGGUUCUGCUUUUAAAUGUUAGUGUUGCUCAAGUUAUUUUUUUGUAUGAUAGCUUUUAGACUUUUUACUGUAUGUAUGAGGAGCUCCAUCCAGAGGACCAGUGAGGAAUGAUUCAGCAUGUUUAAUGACACAGACUCCUCACCAUAUCAUUGUUAAUACAUAAUUCAAACAAAUGCUUUUUAAAGUUAACUAUUUUAUGUUUU